GCUGGAAUGGGUGGAAAUCAUCGAGCCUCGCACGCGGGAGCGCAUGUACGCCAACCUCAUCACGGGCGAGUGCGUGUGGGACCCGCCGGCCGGCGUGCGCAUCAAGCGCACCAACGAGAACCAGUGGUGGGAGCUCUUCGACCCCAACACGUCCCGCUUCUACUACUACAAUGCCACCACGCAGCGCACGGUGUGGCACCGGCCGCAGGGCUGCGACAUCAUCCCGCUGGCCAAGCUGCAGACGCUGAAGCAGAACACGGAGUCGCCGAGAGCCUCCACGGAGAACAGCCCCGGCCGGAGCAGCAACGUCAGCAGGGAGGGCAGCACCAGCUCCUCCUUGGAGCAGGAGCUGGAGGGCAACGGUGGCAGCGAGAAGGUGCAGGAGCAGCCGCGGUCGAGCCGGCAGUCAACUCAAUACGCGGUGGUGAAGGAAGAAACAGAAAGCUCCUCACCUUCUGGAAUGUUUGAGAAAGAAUAUGACAUUUAUCGGGAUUACAACGCUGAAGGACAGCUCCUUCACUACAGGACAUCGUCACUGCGCUGGAACGCCGGCACCAAGGAGCGCAUGCUCAUCAAGGUGACCGACCGCGAGCCCAGCUUCCUCAUGCACCAGGGCAACGGCUACGUGGGCGAGGGCCAGCCGGGGAGCCGCUCGCGGCGGCCCUCAGGCGGCCAGCAAUCGCCCAACCUGCAGACCUUCGCCGCGGAGGCCGACAGCUCCGUGUUCUUCCCCGAGCGCAAGCCAUCGCCCUUCCUCAAGCGCGCGGAGCACGUGGGCAGCUGCUCGCCGCUGCUUGCCCGCAGCGAGCCCUUCUGCUCGCCGCUGCAGGCGCAGCACCGCAAGCACUCGAGCGAGUCGCAGCCCUCGUCACCUCGCUACGCCUAUGAGCCGCCCCUCUACGAGGAGCCCCCCAUGGAGUACCAGGCACCCAUCUACGACGAGCCACCCGUGGACAUGCAGUACGAGGCCAGCGGCGCCUACAAGGCCGCCUCGCCACAGAAGUCGCCCAUCCGCAAGCCUCACCCCUUCCUGCAGUCGCCCAAGCAAGGCUCCAACUCGCCCUACCAGCAGCUGGUGCUCACCAAGCAGAAGUGUCCCGACAGGUUCAUGAGCCUCGAGUACAGCCCGGCCGGCAAGGAGUACGUGCGGCAGCUCGUCUACGUGGAGCAGUCGGGCUCCAGCCCCAAGAUGAAGACAGGGCUGCGACACAAGUACUCGCCCAACCCCAUCGGCGGCUCCUACUCGCUGCAGCACAGCCCGUGCCUGCUGCGCGACCAGCGCCUCGACGUCAAGUCGGGCGAUUACAGCAGCAUGGAGGGCCCCGAUUUCGGCCCCACACUGGCGCCGGCCGACGACGCCAUGUCGUGGUCCAGCCAGCAGGACACCAUGUCUUCCACAGGCUACUCACCCGGCAGCAGGAAGAGGAAGAGCCGGAAGCCUUCGCUGUGCCACGAGCCCAACGCUGCCGCCGCGGAGGCACCAGGGGAGCGUGAGGCAGUGGGCGAGCAGACGGCAGGCGAGGAGCGCGCAGGGCCUCCGCGGACACCGGGCGGCCGCGCCGAGGCCAAGGCGGCGGAGGCGGAGGCGGCGCGCGGCUUCCCUGAGCCCUUCCUGGCGCAGGGCCGGCUGACCAACCUGGCCUCCCCUGAGCCCUACCUGCACCCGUCCCAGUCGGAGGAUCUCGGUGCCUGUGCCCAGUUCGAGAGCAGCAGACAGAACAGGAACAUGAUGCCUAGCGCCAGCUGUGUCUUCCCCACCUUCAACCUGCGCAAGCCCUCUUCAGAGACGGACAUUGAGAACUGGGCUUCCAAGCACUUCAACAAGCACACCCAAGGGCUCUUCCGGCGGAAGGUGUCCAUCGCCAACAUGCUGGCUUGGAGCAGCGAGUCCAUCAAGAAGCCCAUGAUCAUGACCAACGACCGCAACGUCAAGAAGGAGGCGUGCGAGAUCUUUAAACUCAUUCAGAUGUAUAUGGGGGACCGGCGGGCCAAGACGGACCAACUCAACGUGGCCUUGGAGAUCGCCACCAAAGGCUGGAGCAUGCAGGGCCUGCGAGACGAGCUCUACAUCCAGCUGUGCCGACAGACCACCGAGAACUUCCGUUACGAGAGCCUGGCCCGGGGCUGGGAGCUCAUGGCCAUUUGCCUGGCCUUUUUCCCACCCACUCCCAAAUUCCAUUCCUAUCUAGAAGGAUAUAUUUACAGGCACAUGGAUCCGGUGAAUGACACUAAAGUGACACAGCACAUUAAAGAGCUGCUGGAAAGGAGCAGUAAGAAGAAAUCCAAAUUGCGAAAGAAACCCAAGCCCUAUAUCGAAGAGCAUGAUGGGGUGGCCAUAAGCACUUACGCCAAGUACUGCUACAACAAGCUCCAGAAAGCAGCCUUGACAGGAGCCAAGAAGGGCCUCAAGAAGCCCAACAUCGAGGAGAUCCGGCACGCCAAGAACGCCGUGUUCAACCCCUCCAUGUUCGGCAGCUCGCUGCAGGACAUCAUCGCCAUGCAGAAGGAGCGCUACCCAGACAGGCAGCUGCCCUGGGUGCAGACCCGCCUGUCUGAGGAGGUGCUGGCGCUCAACGGCGACCAGACCGAGGGCAUCUUCAGGGUCCCCGGGGACAUCGACGAAGUCAACGCCCUCAAGCUGCAGGUGGAUCAGUGGAAGAUCCCCACGGGCUUGGAGGACCCUCAUGUUCCCGCCUCCCUGCUGAAGCUGUGGUACCGCGAGCUGGAGGAGCCGCUCAUCCCGCACGACUUCUACGAGCAGUGCAUCACCCACUAUGAGAACCCCGAGGCGGCCAUCGCCGUCGUCCACUCACUGCCCCGGAUCAACAAAAUGGUGCUGUGCUACCUCAUCCGCUUCCUCCAGGUGUUUGUGCAGCCGGCCAACGUGGCCAUCACCAAGAUGGACGUCAACAACCUGGCCAUGGUGAUGGCCCCCAACUGCCUGCGCUGCCAGUCGGACGACCCGCGCAUCAUCUUCGAGAACACCCGCAAGGAGAUGUCCUUCAUCCGGGUGCUGAUCCAGCCCCUCGACACCAGCUUCAUGGAGCACACCAGGACGGUCUGGGCCUCCCGACCCAAGCACUGCAUCCGAUGGGGCCAGGAUCUCCCAGCGGCCAGGAGCAGCCAAUCCCGCUCCGCAAUUGGGGAAUCUCCAAGCAAGCGCAGGGAGCAUCCAUCUGGACCACGGCUGUGGACACGAGCCCAGAGUGUGGGGAAGGAGCCCAUCUGGCACCACAUGUGGAGGUAA
Molecule: messenger RNA, 3247 nt
Organism: Tinamus guttatus (white-throated tinamou)
Lineage: Eukaryota; Metazoa; Chordata; Aves; Tinamiformes; Tinamidae
Source: RefSeq, a predicted model, not a curated record